Messenger RNA from Hirsutella rhossiliensis, 2115 nucleotides. RefSeq names its product LMBR1-like membrane protein. The record is from RefSeq and is a predicted model, not a curated record. Gene Ontology annotation, cellular component: membrane. The coding region runs from base 1 to 2115 and encodes 704 amino acids. Lineage: Eukaryota; Fungi; Ascomycota; Sordariomycetes; Hypocreales; Ophiocordycipitaceae. The transcript has 2 exons.
AUGCCUCACGCCUUGAGCGCCGCGACGCCCUUCGGCUCGACACUCUUUUCCCUCUUUGCGCUGCUCGCCAUCUCCCUGGUGGUGCUGCUCAUCCUCCGACACUAUCUGCCUCUCCGCUCGACUCCGGCCUUUUACCUCGUCCCCAUCUUCUUCGCCCUCUGGCUCCCCUCCAUCGUGGUCAUCCUCGUCCCCAUAGAUCUCGCCUCGAGCGCGGCGACCGACGAUGAAGCCUCCCGCGGCGUGUGGCUACCUCAACGAGUCGUCUUGGUGUCGUGGAGGAUCACGUAUUGGCUAACCUUUGCUCUAACUUGGUUUAUCCUCCCGAUCCUGGGAGAAUACUCGGACGCUGGAUAUCGCGACCCAAACGACAAGCUGAGAUACUCGCUUCGACAGAAUGCACAGUUCUACGUCGCGUGUGCCGGCGCGGGCAUCGCCGGCUUUGUCUACAUCGCCAUCGUCUACAAGCUCACGUUCGAGUCGCUCAAGGCUCUUGUCAUGGCUCUGGCGUACUGCUGGGGCUUGGUCCUCGCCAUCUAUCUCAUGGGCCAUGGGUUGGUGUCGAUCCCGAGGCGCCUCAUCCGCAGCGCCAGCAUCAGCGGGAGCCUGCGGCGGCUGCAGUCCAGGGCACCCAAGGCUCUCGAAAAGAUGCAGGAUUCUGUCGAGACUCUGCAGGAAAUCGUGGCCCAAGUCUCCGAGCUCGGUCGUCGCAAGGUGGGCAGUGCAGUGGACUUCCAGGACUGGAUCGAGGAGCUGCAAGAAAUGGCCGGUGUUGCGCGCAACCAACCUCCGUCCUUCACACCCGACACCGACUCUCACAAUCGAAUUAUACCGACCGUCAUUACUGAAAAGUUUCUCGCUGACUUGACCAGGAGGCUCGUCCGCGCACGUCAUGCGAGGUCCCGAUAUGCCGACGAAUGGAACCGCUUGAUCCAGGAAGCGAGCGAGACGCAAGCAAUCCUUGACUCGGCCGCGUCCAAGAACCUUGAUUUCGGCCAAGCCUCGCCCCACGCAGGGCCGUGGGCUAGGACGCAAAUCCUGACGCCGUAUGCCCGAUACCUCUGCUACUAUCACAUCAUGCCGCAUACGCGCCUGGCUCUUGGCGGCUUCCUCGCGCUUGCUUCCGCCUGCGUCCUGUGGUCCGAACUGGUCAAGUUUCCUUUUCCCAAGCUGUCUGUCAUUCGCCUGAGCGUCAUCCACAACUGGGUCGGCGACGAGGCCCAGGUCGGGUUUGCCGAGCAGGUCAUUUCCGCCCUCUGGAUCUGCUACAUGUGUGCCGCUGCGCUCAUCUCCAUCACCGAGGUCAAGGUGUGGCGAGGCCGCGCGUUGGUCAAACGGAACACGGCCUACGAGUCGGCGUUCUGGUAUGCCUCGCAGGUGGCCAAGCUCUGCAUGCCCCUGUCGUACAACUUUAUGACGUUUCUCACGUCCGAGGUCUAUUCCAAGACGACGUUUUACGACUUCCUCGGCAGCCAUAUUGACUUUACAGCCUUGGGCCGCUGGUUCGAUGAUCUCUUCCCCAUCAUCCUCUUGGUCCCCGUCUUCGCCACCCUCUUUGGGCUCUACGGCAAGGUUAAGCGUCUGUUGGCCGGAGUGGGCUUGGCCGACGAUGAAGACGACGACGACGACGAGGGGAACCCCUCGGGCUACAGCACAGCAUCCUGGCGCGAAGGGCAAAUACUCAUACAACAAGAGCUGCAAGGAAACUCGCUGCAUCAGCGGCGCGAAGAGGCGGCCGUCCGGCUCACCGCAGCCAACACCAACGGAGCCCGUCCCCACCCCGUCCUGUCCGUCCCGCCCGCGAGGGACGUGGAUGUCCCGUCCGCCCGCUCCUCGCCCCGGCCCUCUGCCACGGCCCCACGGCCCGGUCAGCCGUCGCGCGCGUCGUACUCGGACGAGCCGCCCGAGGACGACAACAUCUUCCAGAUCCUCGGCCACCGUAUGAAGAACACAAUCGACACCAUCGAGACGCCGCAGUGGCUGCAGGAGAUCGGACAGGGCAUCAAGAAGCCAAAGUGGAUGGGCGGCGACGGCGACGUGCCGUCCUCGGGCCGCGGCGGGCGGAGCGAUUCGGACAUCAGAAGGUGGUUUGGCGACGCGGGGCAGAUUCGCCUGUGA